This is a messenger RNA of Coffea eugenioides, 788 nucleotides long. RefSeq names its product U3 small nucleolar ribonucleoprotein protein IMP3. The transcript has 4 exons. The coding region runs from base 88 to 636 and encodes 182 amino acids. NCBI's taxonomy places the organism in Eukaryota, Viridiplantae, Streptophyta, Magnoliopsida, Gentianales, Rubiaceae. Gene Ontology annotation, cellular component: Mpp10 complex; small-subunit processome; small ribosomal subunit. Gene Ontology annotation, molecular function: structural constituent of ribosome; snoRNA binding; rRNA binding. Gene Ontology annotation, biological process: rRNA processing. The record is from RefSeq and is a predicted model, not a curated record.
UCCCAGGCUUCAAACUGAAAACUGCCACUCUUUCUUCGUCUUGCACUCGGCAUCCGUCAAAGGGUUUAGGGUUUUUGCGAUCUGAAGAUGAGAAAGCUCAAGCAUCAUGAGAAGAAACUCUUGAAGAAGGUCAAUUUCUUGGAGUGGAAAAGAGAGGGAGGUCACCGAGAAAAUGAUGUCAUACGUCGCUACCACCUCACCAACAGAGAUGAUUACAAGAAGUAUUCAAAACUGUGUAGAAUGGUACAGAAGCUAGUGAAUAUAUUGAAACAGAUGGACCAUACUGACCCUCUUCGGAUUGAGAUGACUGAUGCUCUCCUCGAAAAGCUGUAUAACAUGGGAGUGAUACCAUCCAGGAAGAGUUUGGCUUUGUGUGAUCGGUUAUCUGUUUCAUCCUUUUGUCGGCGAAGGCUUUCUACAGUACUGGUGCGCCUGAAGUUUGCUGAACACUUGAACGAAGCUGUGACUUAUAUAGAGCAGGGGCAUAUUCGUGUGGGGCCGGACACAGUUACCGAUGGUUCGUUUCUAGUUACAAGAAAUAUGGAAGACUUUGUUACUUGGGUAGAUACAUCUAAGAUUAGGAGAAAAGUCUUGGAAUAUAAUGACAAGUUGGAUGAUUAUGAUGCAAUGAACUAGAGUAUUACUGAUAGAUACUUGGGGAACUGAAAAAAGUAUGUAAGCUGAACCCUAUUUUGUCAUCCAGUGAGGAGAUUACAUACCCUUUGUUGCUCUUUCUUCACAGCUCUUUUGUGCCCCUUUAAUGAAAUCAUAUUUUGUUCGUUCUACAA